Molecule: messenger RNA, 483 nt
Organism: Colletotrichum spaethianum
Lineage: Eukaryota; Fungi; Ascomycota; Sordariomycetes; Glomerellales; Glomerellaceae
Exons: 2
Coding region: 1-483 (160 amino acids)
Source: RefSeq, a predicted model, not a curated record
AUGCGUCUCUCAACCCUCGCCACGACGGCCGUCGUCGCCCUGGCCCCUUACGCGAUCGAGGCCAAGUUUGAGCAGAUCGGCGUGCCCAAGGUCAUCAAGCCGGGCGAGCCGUUCACCGCCCAGGUCCGCGUGCUGGCGGCGCAGCCGUCGCACGACUACAUGUACUGGGGCGUGCGGAAGUUCGACUACGAGUGGAACAGCUUCCCGAGCCCGGGCACCGUGGGGGGCAAGUUCCAGAAGACGGAUUUGAAUGCUGUCCUCAGCGGAGGGUACUACGACAGCAUCCCCGGCCUCGUUGUCCCCGAGGGCACCGAACCGGGCGAGUAUGCGCUCCAGGGCGCGAUGCUGGGGUGGUACGGCGCGGGGGUUGUGCCGGCGCUCGAGACGUGGUGGUGGAACGUGACGAUUGGGGACGCCACGAGCGCGGAGCUGGUGUGGGUUUCGGACCGGGCGGAGAACUCGAGGAGCUGCGUGCCGUACUGA